This is a messenger RNA of Clarias gariepinus (North African catfish), 2355 nucleotides long. Its product is annotated as extracellular calcium-sensing receptor-like. Gene Ontology annotation, molecular function: G protein-coupled receptor activity. Gene Ontology annotation, cellular component: membrane. Gene Ontology annotation, biological process: G protein-coupled receptor signaling pathway. The record is from RefSeq and is a predicted model, not a curated record. NCBI's taxonomy places the organism in Eukaryota, Metazoa, Chordata, Actinopteri, Siluriformes, Clariidae. The transcript has 5 exons. Bases 28 to 2355 code for a protein of 775 amino acids.
CUGCGUGAAUUUCAGAAUGCCCAAACGAUGAUAUUUGCCAUAGAGGAAAUCAACAACAGAACUGAUAUUCUUCCUGGUGUCAAAUUGGGUUAUAUCAUCUAUGAUUCAUGUGGAUCAGUAGAAAUGGCCACAAGAGCCUCCUUGUCCUUGGUAAAUGGCAAUGAAAAAAAUACAUCUGUAAUGUCUUGCUUCAAACCUAAUUCAGUUCAAGCAAUCAUAGGACAAACAUCCACCACCCCGACUAUUGCCACUGCUGCUACUGUAGGACCUUUAAAAAUACCUGUGGUCAGUCACUUUGCUACAUGUGGGUGCCUUAGUGACAGGAAGAAAUACCCAUCUUUCUUCAGAACUGUUCCCAGUGAUUACUACCAGAGCAGAGCUUUGGCUAAGUUAGUCAAGCAUUUUGGCUGGACAUGGGUAGGGGCCAUAUGCAGUGAUAAUGACUAUGGAAACAAUGGCAUUAAUGAAUUUAUCAUUGCAGCUAAAGAAGAGGGAAUAUGUGUUGAAUACUCUAAAGCAUUUUAUAGAACAGACCCGAGAGAAAAAAUUCUAAAAGUAGUUGAGCUGAUCAAGGCUUCAACCUCCAAAGUUAUUGUAGCAUUUGUCGCCUAUCCUGAUCUUGGGUUUCUUCUAAAGGAAAUGGUGUUACAGAACAUGACUGGGUUUCAGUGGAUUGGAAGUGAGUCCUGGAUUUCUGAUAUAAACCCAGCCAAUAUCCAAUGGCAACAUGUUCUAAAAGGAGCCAUGGGUUUUGCAAUGCCAAAAGCUCAAAUCAAGGGCCUGGAGGAAUUUCUGGCCAAACUUAGUCCAGCUUCUGCUGUAAGUCUUUAUAAAGAGUUAUGGGAGACAAUAUUUGACUGCAAAUUUUCCACACAAGAAAAUGCUGAGAUGAAACAAGUGUGCACUGGCUAUGAAACUCUUAGUGAAUUUCAAAACCAGUAUACCGAUGUUUCAGAGUUACGAGUUGCAAAUAAUGUGUACAAGGCUGUGUAUGCUGUGGCUUAUUCCCUGCAUAACAAAUAUGGAUGUUCAGAGCUCGAGAAUGGACAACAAAGGCGUACUGCAUGUACAAUUAUAACAAAUAAUAAACCAUGGCAGGUAGUCAGUGAGUUGCAGAAACUCCAUUUCAUCUCUCCCACUGGAGAGAAUGUAUUUUUUGAUGCGAAUGGAGACCCAGCAGCAAGGUAUGAAGUGCUAAACUGGCAACAAGACAAGGAUGGUAAAACAAAGUUUGUUAAUGUGGGCUUCUAUGACGGCUCUUUGAAAACACACCAGCUGUCAUUGAGCAACAACAGUAUAGCCUGGGCCCACAAUGAACCACAUGCACCCAUCUCAAUGUGUGGUCCAAGUUGUCCCCCAGGCUACAGAAAGGCUGUUCAGAAAGGAAAGCCAAUCUGCUGUUUUGACUGUAUACCAUGUGCAGAGGGAGAAAUCAGUAAUAUAACAGAUUCUGUAUCAUGUACAAAGUGCCCACCUGAACUGUGGUCGAAUGACAGGAAAGAUACAUGUGUCCUUAAGCUGGUGGAAUUCCUGUCAUUUGAGGAAAUAAUGGGGAUCAUUCUUGUAUCAUUUUCUUUGUUAGGAGUAUCAUUCUCAGUCUGCAUUGGUGUGAUAUUUUUAAAAUACAAAGACACCCCAAUUGUUAGAGCAAAUAAUUCUGAACUUAGUUUCUUGCUGCUGUUCUCUCUGACUCUGUGUUUCCUCUGUUCACUUACUUUUAUUGGCCAGCCUUCCAAAUGGUCCUGUAUGCUGCGCCACACAACAUUUGGGAUCGCAUUUGUCCUUUGCAUAUCCUGUGUACUGGGUAAAACAGUAGUGGUGCUAAUGGCCUUCAGGUCAACAUUUCCAGGCAGUAAUGUCAUGAAAUGGUUUGGUCCUCUACAGCAGAGACUCAGUGUUCUUGCCUUCACUCUUGUACAGGUUAUUAUUUGUGUACUGUGGUUAACAAUAUCCCCUCCUUUUCCCUACAAAAAUACAAAAUACUACCAGGAAAAAAUCAUAUUAGAAUGUAAUAUAGGCUCAGCUGUAGGUUUUUGGGCUGUGCUGGGUUAUAUAGGACUUCUGGCUGUUUUGUGUUUUAUUUUGGCUUUCCUGGCCCGGAAACUGCCGGAUAAUUUUAAUGAAGCCAAAUUCAUCACAUUCAGCAUGCUUAUAUUUUGUGCAGUUUGGAUCACCUUUAUUCCUGCUUAUGUCAGCUCUCCUGGAAAAUUCACUGUAGCUGUAGAGAUAUUUGCUAUUUUAGCUUCAAGCUUCGGGUUCCUUAUCUGCAUAUUUGUUCCAAAGUGUUACAUUAUCAUACUGAAACCAUAUAAAAACACUAAAAAGCAAAUUAUGGGCAAAACAGAUUCUAAAUAA